This is a messenger RNA of Plasmodium fragile, 495 nucleotides long. Its product is annotated as ribosomal protein L35. The record is from RefSeq and is a predicted model, not a curated record. The transcript has a single exon. Bases 1 to 495 code for a protein of 164 amino acids. Gene Ontology annotation, biological process: translation. Gene Ontology annotation, cellular component: large ribosomal subunit; ribosome. Lineage: Eukaryota; Apicomplexa; Aconoidasida; Haemosporida; Plasmodiidae. Gene Ontology annotation, molecular function: structural constituent of ribosome.
AUGACGUUCUGCCUCCUCAUUUGUAUCGUGUUGCUCCUCGCGCUCCUACUUGGCCACUCAGAAAAACUACCCCACGAAGGAAGGAAGGAAAGACCACUCAUAGGUAGUGCUACACUCAGGAACAGCUUGAGAAAAAAAAGAGGUGCCUACAAGCACAUAAUGAUGAAUAAAUACACACAAAACAAAUGUUCGAAUAAAAAGCAAACACACAUAAAUGCGACGCUAUUUCUACACGCACGACAUGGAUGGCAAAAGAGCAACUUGCGUUUCUCCAAUCUGUACGUACGUGGGAACACAAACGUAAAACCGAAAACGAACAAGUCAAUUGCGAAGCGCUUUAAACUGACAAAAAAUGGAAAGCUGAUACGAAAAAAAGCGGGCAGGAAUCAUAUGCUCAGGAAAAAAACCUCGUCCAAUAAAGCGUCCCUGCGGAAGACCACCACCAUUGCUUCCAACCGCAUUGCCAGGAAGUACAAGAGCGCCAUUCAUACGUAG